This is a messenger RNA of Fusarium vanettenii 77-13-4, 222 nucleotides long. RefSeq lists its product as uncharacterized. The annotation marks the transcript as partial. The record is from RefSeq and is a predicted model, not a curated record. Lineage: Eukaryota; Fungi; Ascomycota; Sordariomycetes; Hypocreales; Nectriaceae. The transcript has 2 exons.
AUGGACUCCCCAACUUUCCACUCAUUUCCAAGACUGCCAGCCGAACUUCGGCCGUACAUUUGGCAGCAAGGAUGCCUGCCGUCUCAACAAUACCAUCGCGGCCUGCAUUACUUUAAUCUUAACGACCAAAAGAAACUGAUUCCAGAGUCAAGAGCAGUUGUCAUGAAACACUCUCGACUUAUGGAGUGGAAGGAAUUUCAAGAAAAAGCGAGUCGCGAAGGC